Molecule: messenger RNA, 1015 nt
Organism: Eruca vesicaria subsp. sativa (arugula)
Lineage: Eukaryota; Viridiplantae; Streptophyta; Magnoliopsida; Brassicales; Brassicaceae
Source: the annotation of a GenBank genome assembly
GUUUAAGCCCAUUUAUUAUUUCUAUUACUACCACUAAAGUAAAUAAAAACACACACAAUCGGCUCAGGUAUUUCCGAUCCGGUUUAAUUCCGGUUUAGUUUCAAAUUGAAACUCCCAAUCACUUCCUAAAAUCAAACACACUACUCAAAAAGAGCCUUAACGUCGGCGACGGCGACCAUGGCUCUUCUCCUCCGAUCUCUCUCGAAAGCUCGCGUUUUUCAUCCUUAUUCUCCAUCUCUGACCUCAAGAACCCUAAUUUCUUGGUCUCGAUGCAAUUCUCCUCAAUCACGUGACGUCACUACUUCGCGGCGAUCCUACUCAGCAAUCCCGUCGGCGAAGUCUCCCUUCCGGUCCAACCUCCUUCGAAUCCUAAGAAACGAGAUCGAGUAUCAAUCGGAAUAUGCUCCCCCGCAUCAGCCAGCGACUGAGUUCAAAUCAUUCACUGUUCAAGAUCGUCCUGGUGAGCAAUGCAUUGUGAUGAAAGGGGGGUUUGGAGAAGACGAAACCAUAAAAAUGGAAGCUACUAUGUUCGAUGGGUUCGUGACUGUUCCAAGAACCGGUUUAGAUGCUUCAGGGAGCGACGUCCGUCUUCACAUUAGCUUGCUUGUUGACAUUUCAAAGUCUGAUGGGAGUGAAGACAUGGAGUUUCUCUGUUCUGUCUGGCCUAACCGUAUCCAAAUUCAAAACCUUUACAUGAGACGUGAUAAGAUCACUGGUCAGCCUUACUUGGGACCAAAGUUCGGGAGUUUGAAGUAUGAUUUUCAGGCAGCGGUUAAGGAGUUUUUGCGAGUAAGAGGGCUAGAUUCGGAGCUUUGCUUUUUCUUGCAUGAAUAUAUGAUGAAUAAAGAUAGGAUUGAGCUUAUUCAAUGGUUGAGAAAGCUAAAUUCAUUCAUCGCAAAAUAAUUUUUCCACAUCUUUUGAUUAUAGUGUGAUCGGUUUAUACAAUGUUUAAGAUGGAAUAAAGUUGAUCAUGACAAUGUUACUAACCGUUACAGUAAAAAUUGGUACUUUGUUG